CAAUAAUCUUUACCGUCACUUUCAUUCGCUUUGUUUUUCAUAUUUUAGAUGGACCCCCCAGUGGGUGCGCUCGUCGAAGUUUCGGCGGGGCGUGGAAUAGUGCGGUUUUCUGGCGCCACGUCUUUCUCGUCGGGCAAAUGGAUUGGUAUUGAGCUUAAUGAGCCCAAGGGCAAGAACGAUGGGAGCCUUCAAGGCCUCACCUACUUUUCUUGCAAGCCAAACCAUGGCGUAUUCGUUCGUCCAAGCCAGGUCAAGGUAAUUAAUGCCGAGCCUGAACCACAGCCUCCUAAAACACAGGCCGCUCGGACAGUCAUGGGUCAUCAACGUACCCCUAGCACUGGCGUUUCGCGUGCAGCAUCACUGCGUUCAAAUGGCGCAUCAGGGUCUUCUUCCCGGUCGUCCAGUCCCGUGAAGGCCACGCCUUCAGCCUCUGCCGUGGCUACCCCACGCAAUUCCCGUCUCACGGCUACCUCGUCGCCCGCGAAGCGCAUUCCAUCUUUAACUCUUCAACAUCGCAAAUCAUUUCCCCGUCAACCAUCCGCAGAAUCCUCCACUCCUCAGAGUCCCGCCUUUCAGACCCCUAAGAUCGGGUCGUCCUCUUCACAGGAGGCUCUCGUCCAGGUGCAGAGGACGUCCUCCCCAUUAUCACUGCCACCAAAGAAUGCGGCCGUGGAGCCUCCACCACCACCUUCGCCUAUCGCGCGCACGUUUCUGCAACCCCCCGCACCAAUUGACUCCCCAUCUCUAAACGGUACAAAACUGAUACCGUCACCUUCCAUCUCUCGUGUCCCCUCGCAUGAGCCCGCAUCACCCACAACCCGUACCGAAGAUUCCGCCGUGCAUGCGAAGAUACGCGUACUCGAAGCUAAACGCGCUGAUGAUGCUCGACACAUUCGUGAGCUGGAAACCCGCCUCGCAGACGCCGAGUCUUUCGUUGCCCUGCGCCCCAAACUUCAAGCUAAACUACAAUCCCUCCAGUCUGAACUGAUUGCAACGAAGCGUGCAUUAGCAGAUGCAGAGCAACUUGCGAGUUUGGGUGAGACAAGGGGUGCGGAUUCACAAGAGCAGCUGGAAAUGGCGAUGUUGGAUAAGGAGGUUGCGGAGGAGAAGGCAGAAUUAGCAGAACAGGAGUUGGAGGAGGUGAAGGAAAGGCUUGCUCGUGUUGAAGUGGAGCUGGAUGUCAUGAAGGAGGAUGGUGCCUCGGGCAGAGAUGGUGAUUCAAACGCUAAGACAUCACUCGCAUAUAUCCAGCUUGAGAAACAGAACGAGCGAUUGAAGGAGGCGCUUAUACGCCUUCGCGACAUGUCGCAAGAGACAGAACAAGAACAGCGCCGCCGCAUAGCAGAGAUGGAGAAAGACAUCACGAGUAUUGAUGACCUACAAGGCCAAUACGAACAAACACUAAUUAAGCUUUCCAAUGCGGAAACGCAGAUAUCAUCACUACAACAACAACUUGAUGAUGCACUAGGAGCAGAAGAUCUGCUCGUGCAGCUUACAGAACGAAAUUUAUCACUUUCGGAGAAAAUCGAAGAACAGCGCGUCACAAUAGAAGACCUCGAGGCUCUCAAGGAACUCACAGACGAACUCGAAGAGAACCACGUUCAAGUUGAGCGUGAACUUCGAGACGAAAUUUUAGAUCGCGAGAAGGACCUGAGAGAAGAGAAGGUCAGAGUUGGGUUACUUGAAGAUAUAGCGUCAGACGCAGAUGUGACGAUCGCGAGGUUUAGGGAAGUCGUUGCAGAUAUGCAAGGCGAACUCGACUCCAUGCGUUCAGCGACACAAACAGCGCAGCACGAGUCUGCUACGGCUGCGCACCAGACGGCAACGAUGAUGUCGCUGAAUUUGAAACUCCAAUCCUCGGCUGCUAAAAACCAGGCAAGGGCAGUAGAACUGGAGAUCAAGAAGCUCGAGGCGAGGGAGAGGGGGGAAUUGUUGGGAAUUGUGCAGCCUUACCUACCUCAACAAUACGUCGAGUCCGACAGCGACGCUACAAGUUGUUAUCUCUUCUUCGCACGCCUGGGGUACAAAACCGACCUCAUCAACACUAUUGUGGGACUGGCUCAUGGUCUACCAGACUCACUCAAUGGUGUCGUCUCGGAAACGCUUGUUGGAAUAUGUGAAAUGCGCGGCCGUGCCGCGUCCUUUUCCACGCUCUGCAAACGUUUCGCUACUAUCCUCAGGCGGUGUGACCCUACAUCGUUCCUCAAUAUCGGGCGAAUAUACCCUGAGAUUGCCCCCAUGGAGAAACGUAUCGAUCUGCACAUUGAUCUUCUCCGACGGGAUGAGUUUAGGGAGAUGGAAUUCGUCAGUGACGUGCUGAAGAUGCUAGCACAAUUCGAUCAUCUGGCAGAGACUUAUUUCGAUGGGUUUGAACAGGAUCUGGGCGAGCGCGAACUCGGGUAUGCACUUUCGUUUGACCAUGAUCUCGAUGUAUUUGCCGCCUCGAUCGGGCUCACGAAGACGUCCGUUGCUGUCAUUCUCAAUGACGAGGAUGUCGUCCUCGACAUGGGUGGCUAUGAUCCCGAGGAAGAGCUCAUCGAGCCCUUGCAGAAACUCUUGGAAAAGUGCAAGAGUGCCAAGGUGCUGUCUAGGAAACUUACAAAGCGCCUCGAUGACGUUAUCCAGGAGUCUUCGGCACUCAAAUCACAUCUCGUUCAGCAACUCAAGACUCUCAGCAAUGCAGUUCCCGAGCUAGUCAACUUCGGUAUCUCCCUCGCCCAACAAGUAAUUCCACACCUUAGCGACGCCCGUAGUGCCAAGGCUCCGUUUCAGCUUGCAACAGUGUUGUCGUACGCCAGGCAGACUGCAAUGUCCACUGUCGCCAAGGACAUGAAACCUGGGACCUCGUGCUUCGAGGCGGUUGGUGAAGCUAUUGCCCAGUUAUCAGCGGAGUGCAACAAGUUGCUCCCUUUGGCAAUGGAACCUGAGAACGUGUUCAAGAUCUCCGGCGCACCACCAUGGGUCCUACGAAUUGAGGAGAUCAGAGCCAGCAUGGCUAUCAAUGCCGAAGCCGAGCAGAAAGCCGCACAGCUGCAGGAAGAAAUACAAGGACUUGUACGGAGUCUCAAGACAAAAGACCAAGUGAUACAGGAGUCAGGGGUGAAGAUCGAGCACAUGGAACGGCGCAUGGAAGCGGUCAAGAAGCAAGCGGAUACCAUUGGAGAUCUUGAGAUUGAGCUCUCGAAAGCGCGCAAGCAGGAACGUGCAUACGAAGAGGCAAUGGAGCAACUGCAAGCCGACCUGGAUACGUUCGAGCAAGACAAUGCGAAACUGAAGGCGUUGGUUGCGGGUUCGGAGCGACAAGCUGCUGGCACACAACCUGUCGAUUCAGAGAAUGUCCCCAUGGAUGGUAAUGUGGAGACAUCACACCUUCUGGAGCAGAUCGAGGCUCUUCGUGGCACCGUCCGCUUCUUGCGCACAGAAAACUCGUAUCUCAAGGGACAGGACCUGCUCAAGGAAAUACAAGCGCUACCACAUCUCCCAGAACCUAUCAGUCGUGUGCGUACACCUCCACUGGACCCCUCAGGACAAUCCGACACAGACGAAUCCGAUACGGAACUACCAUCCGCUCCUCCUACCAUUCGCUCGCUCGCCACAGAAACCAAGGUUCUCUACCGGGACGUCAUCAAAUUCUCCUCAUCGCCUCGUGUUGUUGAUCUAUCCGCUCUUCAUGCAAAGAGAGCAGAAAGUGAUUGUAAAGGUGGGAAGAUGUGGAUGCGGAGGAAGGAUAGUCCUGCUCAGCAAGUCCUUGAUCGGAAAUUAGAGGCCGAGAGACUUAGCAGGCGCGUCAGAGGCCUAUUGGAUCGUGCAAAUGCGCUUUGAGGGAUAUUAAUACCUUACUUCAUUUUUUAUGUUACUCUACUAAUAUCAGGUUGUAUACCCUAUGUAUUACGAGGAGGGGAUAAGGUAGUAAACGUCAUGUAUAUGGACAAUCAAUAUGAGCAUAUGGACU
Messenger RNA from Suillus discolor, 3952 nucleotides. RefSeq names its product dynein associated protein-domain-containing protein. Gene Ontology annotation, biological process: nuclear migration involved in conjugation with cellular fusion; establishment of mitotic spindle orientation. The record is from RefSeq and is a predicted model, not a curated record. The transcript has 17 exons. The coding region runs from base 49 to 3822 and encodes 1257 amino acids. Lineage: Eukaryota; Fungi; Basidiomycota; Agaricomycetes; Boletales; Suillaceae. Gene Ontology annotation, cellular component: spindle pole body; spindle; microtubule associated complex.